This is a messenger RNA of Guillardia theta CCMP2712, 1176 nucleotides long. RefSeq lists its product as hypothetical. The transcript has 13 exons. Lineage: Eukaryota; Cryptophyceae; Pyrenomonadales; Geminigeraceae. Bases 1 to 1176 code for a protein of 391 amino acids. The record is from RefSeq and is a predicted model, not a curated record.
AUGCAGUGGGGAAAGACUUGGCCAUGGCUGCUUGCGGCCGCAGUGGCGGUGAUGGUGCUGGGGGCAAGGAGGGAGGAGGAGAAGGAAAGCAUGGGGAGAGAGACGACAAGGACGAUGCUGAGCGAGAAGAGCCUCGUCCGGAUCUUGCACGAGCGAGAAAGAGCCAGAAGGCAGCUUAAGCAUACUCUGGGAAGGAUCCUUAGCGGGGAAGAUCGAGAGAGAGAGAGUGGGAGGAGCUCAGAGGGCUGGGGCUGUAGAACCACUCAAACUGCAUGCUGCCGUAACAGAGUCAUCAAGGCGAUGUUGCGACCUCCGCCAGUAUCACACGCCAUAGCGAAGCCCAACAUGAUAGCGGGACAGGGUGAUAGGAAGCAAAUGCUCCUCGCGUUGGUUCGCGCACCCCUCGACUGCAUCCGCAAGGCUUACCAUGGGAGGAUGAAAGGGACGAAGUUCGAGCGCGUGGGGAGCGCUCCUUCAAGCUCGACUUCAGCAGAGGGGCUGACGGAAGAGAGGGAGAGAGUCGCGCGUGAAGUGGCUCAGGGGAAGUUGAGCGAGCAAGGGAAGCGCUCGACAGGGAGCUUGCAGCUGAAGCGAAAGAUGAAACCUCCCAAGCUCCUGAGGAUCGUCCGAUCGAGGGCAAGGAGUCAGCGCCUGGCCGAUGUAUACAAGGAAAAAGAAAACAUCGUGGAUGCUGAAAGGGCAUACAAGGAGGGAGAGCUCGCUGCUAAGGCCUACGACAAGGGCGAGCUGGAUGCGAGAGAGUAUGAGGCAGGACUGCAAGUCGCUGAGCAGCGGAGGAUGCAGCAAGACAAGAAGCAGUGGGACGAAGAAAAGAAGCUUGCAACUCUGCACCAGAUUGCCUCAGCUGCAUGCCAGAAGAGGAUGGCGUUGGAGGAAGAGGCAAGCCUGGUCAAAGCGCAACAGAGAGUCAUUCACGAGCUUGAGAAAGCUGUUGCGAUGCGCAAAGAGGCGGGGAAGUCACAGACGCCCAAGCGACCGGAGGCUAACAACAACAUGGGGAAGGAGGUGGCAAAGGAUCCGCUGGAGCACCCAAACUUCUCUGCAGCUCGUUGCCAAGUAGCUGUCAGUGCUCGCUCGUGUGAGGAUGUGACUCUGAUGCCGAGCAGGAAGAAGAAUCUUGCGAAGCUGCGCAAGGACGAGGAGGGGAUUCACUGA